This is a messenger RNA of Colletotrichum lupini, 3351 nucleotides long. RefSeq lists its product as uncharacterized. Gene Ontology annotation, molecular function: FAD binding. NCBI's taxonomy places the organism in Eukaryota, Fungi, Ascomycota, Sordariomycetes, Glomerellales, Glomerellaceae. The record is from RefSeq and is a predicted model, not a curated record. Bases 1 to 3351 code for a protein of 1116 amino acids. The transcript is spliced from 8 exons.
AUGCCCGGUGAGCGAUGCGGCGUGCAGCUACACUUCGAUGGCCAGGCUUCACAGCAGGCCAACAUUCUUAUCGCAUCAGACGGCAGCAACAGCCAGGUCAACCGACAGGUUGGCCUUAACAACAAGAUCAAGCUAGACAGCAUGACUUUGAUCCAGUCUCGCGGCAUAAUUUCACGAUCUGUACGAGAUGAGCUGCCCGAGUCGCUCGUCGAAUCUGGCUCGGUAAUGUUCUUGGGCGGCAAAGAUGUUGCUGGAUUUGCAUCCGUCUAUGACCCCCAGAAGGACCCAAGUACCAGCGGCACAGAGUCAUACACCUUGUUCUGGUCGGUCGGUAUACCGAGGGCCCGGGGAGACGAGCUGAUAGCGAAGGCCGGCUCGAAUCCCGAGAAGAUCAUUCCUCACCUCAUAGAUUACUUCCAAAACGACCUUGGCUAUGGCAAACCUUUAGAACUCAUCAUGCGAUCAGCGACUGAGGCUGUCCGGACGGGCCUUGUGACCAGCACUGUCAAGCCGAAGACGGAUUGGCGAAACGGUAUUGACAAAAAUUCGCGAGUGGUUCUCCUCGGCGACGCCGUGCACCCCAUGACGCCUGGCCGAGGCAUGGGUGCAAACCAGGCGCUGACUGAUGCCGCCAAUCUUGUCGAACUUUUCUACAAAGCAACAUUUGAGCAGGACGUGCCGUCAGAUGGGGAACUCGCCGCUUUAGCGCGCACAUUCGACGCAGAGAUGUACACUCGCGCGUUUAAGAUGGUGGAGGCCAGUGAGACCGUAACUUCGCUAGAUUUGACGACGUUAUCGGCUUGCUUUCUUCUCCACUUCACGGCGUUGACAGGCAAAAGCUUAAGCAUGGAUGCCACAAUCGAGUGGUUCGUCAACGGUCUCAUCAUCUUCUUGGACACAUGGCUGGAGCGUCCAGAUGUUCUGCCCAAAGUGUUGGCUAUCGACGAUGUGGAUGAAGCGGAUUACGUCUUCAUCUCCCACGCACAUUUUGACCAUCUUCCCGGAGCCGAUAGGAUCGCAAUCAAAACCGGAGCACAUGUUAUUGCUAACGGCGAAGCCAUUAACGUCCUUCGGUCAGCUGGAGUGCCCGAGGACCAGUUGAUCCCGGUAUCUGGUGGCGAGCGCAUCCCUCUUUUUCCUUUCAAGUGCCGUCAAGCUGCAGCUCGUGGUGAAGUUGACAUCGCUCCUGGGCCACCAGGCGCUCCUCCAGCUCCGGAUGCUAGAUUGGCCGCGGCCUCCGUCCAUGUCUGGCCUUCACUGCACUGUCUCAUGCCUGGUGGCUCGCAUGCCGAUGUGCCUGCAAUCAUGGAUACAGGCAAGGAGUAUGUUGGAGGAGCAAGCCAGUACGCUUGCACACUGGAUAUCACAUUCGGUAUGAAAUACGGCCUCCUCAAGAUCGGCGACCACAUGCCUCGCGAUGCUAUGGACUCGGGCAUGCGCUCUUUCGUAGACUACGUCAACGGCCCGGCGAGGGAAUGCAUGUCUCACUUUGACGGAGGGCAGCUAAUGUACAACUUCCUGUUCGGGGAGGGCAAGACACUGCUGUGGAACGGACAUCUGGGCGGGUACGAUGGAAUACUGAAGACGGUGCAACCACAGCCAGACGUGCUCAUUCAAGCAAUUGCUGGACGGGCGAACUUGAACGGAAGACCGUUUGAUGGAUCUGCGGCGCAGUUCGCGGUGCAAGUAUCGAAGCUUCUAGGAGAGCCAAAGAAGGUGAUCUGGUGUUUGCACGAUGAGGCGCCGAUCAAGCCGUGGACGGUGGAUGUAAGCCCAGCUACGCAAGCGGUCGAGAAGGAGACGGGUUCCAAGGUAACUGCACUGCAACUGGGUAGCAAUGCCGAUAACGAUGGCGCUGCCGACGGUGUCGGUGACGGCAACGGCCCCUCAUCCUCCCCGUCUUCCUCCUCCGCCUCCGCAUCACUGCUGUGUCCCGAAUGUGGGCAGACCUUCCGUCGGCGCGAGCAUCUAAGUCGACAUCUGGACCGCCACUCCGGCCGUCGUUCUCACGCAUGCAGUAUCUGUCGUCGCUGCUCAUACCAACCAAUUUCUGGCGAUGACGAGACUAUCCUCGUUGCGCAGCCUGUAGCCGAUGGCGACGUAUCCCCUGCCCCUACUCCGCCUUGUCAGAACUUGCAGCCUAUUACUUCGCAAUCUUGCGUCUCGGACCCUCCUCCGCUCGAGCCAGACCUCCUAUGGGACGCCCUCUUGACCCCUGCCCAAUUUCUGUUUCCUUUCUCACCGGCUACUUCUCUCGGAGUUGGGACAUCAACAGACUUUUGCUUCGGAGACACUGCUUUGGCUACCGUCGUUGAACCUGUGGAUGACCAGAGCGUGCAAAAUAGCUUCGGUGCAAAAGCAACACAAAGAGUAGGUGUAGAGGCCGUUGAGGUCAUUACUGAGCCAGGCAACCUGACAGCGGAGGAGGAAGACAUCUUGAUCGCUGAGUACAUUCCUCAUAUUCAAGAGCUAUCGAGCAAUGACGUUUUGACCUGUGCGCAAUCUCUAUUGUUGUUCCAUCAAAGCCAGUGGCUCUCGGGUGAGCGGAGCAUUGUCAUCGAGGUGCAAUUCUACCGGAAUAUCCUCGUCACCCUUUGUCGCCAACUGCUGUCUCGAGAGGGCACUUUGAUGCACACGCAUACAUCCGCUGAGGACGCGAACCACGCAUGGUCCCAGUGGAUACGAGCCGAAGCCAAACGAAGGAUCAUACACUUCACUUGGACUGAUGCGUACUGGUCAUCGAGUCACGAGCAGUGGCACCUUCUCCCGCCACCGCAGCCUUCAUUAACUAUUUGUGCUCUACUUGCACGCGUUGGUCUCGGCGAUGUAGCGCCGGCGAGUCUAGAGCAGCCGGCCAAGUCUACAAUACUGCUCUCGGCCAUCGUUCAGCAAGCUGCCGAGAGCGAUCUGCUUCGAGCUAUGGGACUCGGCUCUGUCGGCAGUACUGCUAGUCAACCCGGUCUAGCUCUAGGAAUGGGGACGAUGCUCUCCCAGAAAGCCUUCGAUGCUUUGUCCCAGGCAGGAUGCUCUCAGAUGUUGCGCGAAACGGACGCCGGAACCAACUCGAAUGACUUUGCUUUGCUCUCCCGAGUCCUUUGCAUUUGCUCAGUCACACCGUUGCGGCUACUCAAUCCCUACGGCAAAUGGCAGACGACAGAUGCAGGUCACAGCAAAGCCCGGUCCGAACUGUUGAACAUCAUACCGCAGAAUGUCAGCAGAGCAAGACACUGCUUGUACUACGCAGCGCAGGUUCUUCAAUACUUUCGCACUAUGAGAGUGGCAACAGUACUCGACAUCCUUAGCGUCUUGAUCUGCGUGCUCUACAUGGUGGUGUACGCAGAUGUUUUUUAG